GUGGCUCUUAAGGAGCGUGAGAAGCUUAAUCUCAUGGCCUUCCCUCCUAAGCUGGUGGUGGAGCAGUUUACCAUGAUGGAUGCGGAGCUCUUCCAGAAGGUGGUGUCCUCUCCGUGUCUGGGAUCCACCUGGGGCAAGAGGAACAAGCCCGGCAAUGAGCACCAGACACCCAACGUCCAGGCCACCGUCGACCACGAGUUCGAGAUCCUGAAGAACUUCUUCUCGUCCUGCACUGUCAACUCUGCUCUGCAGAAAACCUUCACAAGCCACCUGAAGAACACACGGGGGAAGUUUCCCGGAAGCCAGGACCCUGCUGCUCCUUCUAUCUUCACCACAUCUCCAAGGGGCUGCAUCCUGCCUGCCCCAGGGAUGUGCGUGGCAGAGGAUUCCCAUGGCCCAGGUGGAAAAACAGGCUGCUCAUCCUCAGAUGAGGAAACAGGCUCAAGGAGGCCAGGCCACAAGCCCAAGCUCACACCCAGAGUGAGAGUUGGAGCUGGGCUUGUUCUGGAAUCACAAGACCUUGGAGGAUGGAAUGACAUUGGUACCAGUUGACUCAAGUCAGAUGUCCAGUGUCGGAGGCCAGUGGUGCUGGAGAGAAAUGGGGUGAGGGGAGUAUGGCCUCACUGACACUGUCCUCGACCC
Messenger RNA from Diceros bicornis minor, 642 nucleotides. Its product is annotated as ral-GDS-related protein-like. Gene Ontology annotation, cellular component: plasma membrane. Gene Ontology annotation, molecular function: guanyl-nucleotide exchange factor activity. NCBI's taxonomy places the organism in Eukaryota, Metazoa, Chordata, Mammalia, Perissodactyla, Rhinocerotidae. The transcript has 5 exons. Gene Ontology annotation, biological process: Ras protein signal transduction; positive regulation of GTPase activity. The record is from RefSeq and is a predicted model, not a curated record. Bases 34 to 552 code for a protein of 172 amino acids.